Molecule: messenger RNA, 1023 nt
Organism: Closterium sp. Naga37s-1
Lineage: Eukaryota; Viridiplantae; Streptophyta; Zygnematophyceae; Desmidiales; Closteriaceae
Source: the annotation of a GenBank genome assembly
AUGUCGUUGAACUGCUCGUCCUUAGCUUGGACUCACACGCUUUCCAAUGAUGUGCAGGAUUCACUGGAGGGCCUGUAUGGUGCGCCGAAGCUCCCGAAGCACCCAUCAUUCAGCAUCAGGAAGAGCACUGUUCUGGCCACACUGGACUUUGUAAAGGCCCUUGGAGACAUUUCCUUUGGGCUCGUGGAUGUCUUUCCCAACGAGGACAGGCAAACGGCUCUCGGGGAGGGGUGCUUCAGAGUGGUGAGGCUGCUGGAGGACGAGGCUGUGCUCAUGAGCUCGCGGGACAGAGUGCCCUUCAUGCUGCUGCUCGAAGUACUCAACUGCCUCCCCUUGAGUGCACGCAAGGCUGGCACAGCACCCGAGGGCAUGGCGCCGGCCAAGACUGGCAUCCCCCUGGCGGCCAGCCAGCCCCUGCCCAUGCGCCCGCCCCCCUGGGCGCUGCACAUGUGGAGCCAUGCGCGCCCCGCCUCUCAGCACGCGCAGGACGCCCCCUUGGGUCUGUCACGCACGUUGUCAGACAUGGCUCUGGACCGCGCCAUGGCCAGCAUGUACUCCCGCAUGCGCCUCGUGCAGCUCAGCCUUGAAGUCUGCAAACGACCACCUGCCACUGCUGCUGCUGCUGCUGCUACUGCUGCUGCUGCUGCUACUGCUACUGCUUCCGCUCCUGCUGCUGGUGUGAGGACAGAUAUCCUGAGUCAAGUGCAGCAGGCAGUAGCAGCUGGAGCAGCACUGGCUGGUGCAGGCAGCAAGCCCAACCCGAGUUCAAACACCCCAUCUGUGGCCUCCAACACGGAUACAGAGAAGGAGGGCGAUGCAGGGCAGGCAGAGUGGGAGGAGUACGUGAGUGUGAGGCUGGUGGCGGUGCCAGGGGUGACUCUUGAUGACCUCACAGGCCUGGAUGCUGUCAGCCUCUCCCGUGGUCGAGCCAGAGUGCCCAGCAGCCUUGCCAUCGCACAUGUCCGGGUACGUGCCUCCUGCCCCCCCUGCACCUUACGUUCUAUAAUAUCAGCUAGCCUGUAA